This is a messenger RNA of Pectinophora gossypiella (pink bollworm), 527 nucleotides long. RefSeq lists its product as uncharacterized. The transcript has 2 exons. NCBI's taxonomy places the organism in Eukaryota, Metazoa, Arthropoda, Insecta, Lepidoptera, Gelechiidae. The record is from RefSeq and is a predicted model, not a curated record. The coding region runs from base 26 to 367 and encodes 113 amino acids.
AGGACUACCACGCGAACCUUACCACAUGCAACGUACGCCCGAGCUAAUUCCUGCUUACCUCGUGUGGCAUUCUGAGAAUGGUACCGAGUUCAAGUGGAAAGCUCACCAGACUUUGCUUCGAAAGUGUUGUGGACAGAUGAAGCGGCAGGUCUGUGCAUCGAACGGGGAUGACGACAUUUCGAACCUUUCUUGUAAAACUCGCCGACGUGCCGCCGACUCGGAUUGUUCCAAUCGGCCGCCGACUCCUUUUGACGUUGCCGCCAAAGCCGCCGCCCGCUCGAAUUUCGUACCUAUCGCGGCCGUGCGAGCGUCACGAGUACCAGGCGACCAGGACGCGCUAGGAGAUUUGUGUAGUGCCAAUAUUUGAGUGGAUUAAGAACAGUGACCUCAAUAGUGCUGUGCCGUGUUUUUUACAUGCUGGAAAUAUUAAAAUAUUUUUUUAACUGAAAUUUAAAAAAAUAUCAAAAGUGUUUUUUUUUAAUUGAAAUUUUGCAGAUAAGAUCUACAUAAGGUAUAGUUUUGUCCCC